AUGAUGGAGUUGAGGAUACGGCGGGCUCUACUCGCCGUUUUAUCAUUUUUACCCUGUGCAGUUUACAAUGUCCCAUUGAACGAUCGAUUAGCAUGCACGAAUGGCAAUGUGUGCCAUGUAAAUAAGGAUCAUUUGGACUUUUUCGUCCUUGGCGAUACGGGAGGUAGGAUUAUUAUUAUAAUAUGUUCAAUAUUCCUCCACAAAACAGUGGCAAGAAUGCCACGGUUCCAGAAAGUUCGUAGACUUUUGUGCGGCGAGACCCUUUUCGAAACAUUUUGCACUGUGCAAUUUCUUUUCCCAAUAGUCGCCCAGGUUUCGUUGAAAAAGCCUUGCAUCGCUACGAUAAUGCCUUUGCACGAUGCAAGAGGUCAAAUACCGCCGCAAAAAGAGGUUAUAUGCACGGUGCGUCCUUGACAAAAAGUCUACGCGCUUUCUGAAACGACAAGUAAAUAUUUAUCCACAAAGCAGUAGAAUUUGAAAAAACGGAGUAGUAGCCAGAUUACAUAGAGAUUUUUAUUUCCAGGGAUUUCAUUUGAUGUCACAUCAAACUACCUGAAUUUCAUCAAAGCCACCGAAGCCCAGGAGCGCCUGGCCAAUUCGAUGGCCGAUUUGGCCGGCCGACAAAAGCCCGAUUUCAUUGUGAACGUUGGGGACAACGUGUAUUUCAAUGGAGUUGAUACGGUUUUCGAUUCUCGGUUUGAUGUGAGUUUAUUGCGGGAAAUUUUGAAAAUUGGCUGAAAGAUGGCCCAAAAUGAAAAUAUGAUUUUCGGGGCCUUUUUUAUACUAUCAGUUUGUCGGGAAAAUAAUGAGCACUCUGUCGCGUCGAAAAUUUGUUCUCUCAGAAUCAUUUCCACGAAAAAUCUAUUGUUCCAUGCCAAAAACGAUGGCCAAAAAAGUGGUUUUCUCUCUGACCGCUCUCCGAAUUUCGCGUCCUCUCUAGCUGCAAAAAUCUUUCAAUCUCAUAAAAUAUCAAGCGAUAUUCUCUGUUGCUAUUAAGGCUCUCUUUGUUAGAGAAUAUCAUCUUGUCGGGAAAAUAAUGAGAACUCUGUCGUAUCGAAAAUCGCAUCCGCUGACAAAAAAAAUGAAUUGUGUUGCGAAAAAAUCAAAUCGCUUUUCACUUCAGCGACACGAUCGGCGCAUCGACAUUGUGCUCAUUAUUUCCCCGACAAACUAAAAAACUCUCACUGUGUCUCCAAAAUUUUUUCUUGACAGAAUUUUCCAUCACACACUCAUCAUUUUCAGACCGUAUUCGAAGAGCCUUAUGCUGAUCCCCGGCUGGACGUUCCAUGGUAUAUGAUUGGCGGGAAUCAUGAUCAUUUGGGGAAUAUCUCGGCGCAAAUUGAGUAUACCAAAUACUCGAAUAAAUGGUAAGCAAUUUCUCAGUCUGUCGGGAAAAUAAUGAACACAAUGUUGCUGCAACAAUCGCUGAAGUGAAAAGAAGUUUAAUUUUGUCGCGACACAAUCCAUUUCCUAAGCGGCGAUGUGAUUUUCGUUGCGACAGAGAGCUCAUAAUUUUCCCGACAGACUGAUAAUUUUGAAAAAAUCUCGUUUUCAGGACCUUCCCCAAGCUCUACUACAAGGCCAGCUACUCAUUCGCCGAAGGAACGCGAACCGUGGACAUCCUUUUUAUCGACACGAUUGUGCUUUGUGGCAAUUGUAUCGACGUGAACGGCCGCUCGAUCUUCUCGUGGGCAAUGCAUCGAAAGAAGAUCCCGAAUGAGCCGGAUCCGGAGUGGGCCGUGGAGGCGAAGAAACAAUGGAAAUGGAUUGAAGACGAAUUGAGCGCCUCAAAGUGAGACUUUUUUAUUCUUUUCUGUAAAAAAAACUUACAGGGGAAGUACUCCAAGUGCGACGCUCAGAUUUUGAUGAAACUUGGCACAAGUUUAGAAUAAUUUUUUCUAAAAUAUAUGCGAGAAUCCUAGCUCGCGCUUUGCAGAAACAACCGAGAUUUUUAGAUCGAAAGUCGGCGAAAAUUUAGGACUUUUUGCCGAAUUUCAGCACGAAAAGUUUCGUGCUUAUUUCAACCGUAACGGGUAAUGUUUCAACAAAAAAUCAAAUUUUUCCGCACGAAACUGCCAAAGUUAUGGCCAAAAAGCGCUGCUCUCUCUGACCUCUCUCCACGUUUAGCGUGCUCUCUCGGCGGCAAAAAUCGUUCCAUAUCUCGGCGGCGCCCGCAAAGCGCGAGCUAAAACUUUCAGAAAUUCAUAUUUAGUCCAUAGCCGACGUAUGUGCAAAAUUUAAAGAAAAUCUGAGCGUCGCACUUGGAGUACUUCCCCUGUUAAUAAAAAUUGAGAUUAGUUGACAAAAGCAUUGAUUUUUCUUUUGAUUUCUAGAGCUGACUACUUAUUUGUUGUCGGGCAUUAUCCCAUCUACUCGAUCUCAUCGCAUGGGCCGGCGAAAUGCUUGAUCGAAAAAUUGGACCCACUGCUGAGGGAGUACCAUGUCUCCGCCUACUUUGCUGGUCAUGAUCACACAUUACAGGUGAGGAAAGGCGCUACACGUCAAAAAAAUCUUUCAGAAAAUGAUCCAAUUUUGCGAAGGGCCACAUCUUUUUUUCGAGAUAGAAAAAUUAUUUUCCUCUCCGAAAAAACAUUUUUCUCGAAAAAAAACUUUUUCUCUGGGAAAGUUUUCUUUUGUGACUCGAUAAUUCAGCGACAUGUCGCGACAUUUCGUCAAAGAUCAAUGAUCCGAGAUUCCUUUUUUUUCACUGUUUCUUUGACGUGCGCUACGACUGUUGGGGUCAGCGACAGUUCAGGGAAACGAUACUAUGGAUCAGCCCUUCGUUGUAUACAUCGGGGAGGCUAGGAGAAGGCUUAGCUAGUAGAAAUAAUAAGAUUUAACGGGUUCUAGGAUAGGUUAUCACCUAUUUUAAGGUAUUUUACUACAUGUACUCACAUCAAUAGUAUCCAGAAAAAAGUUGCGGAUCUUCUUUUUUUGCCGUAAAUUUUUGUCUUUGAUAUGUAACAAUAACUCAGGGUAAAGAAAACUAACGUUAGUAAUAGCUAUAAUUAGAAAAAGCGGGCAUAUUGUAAGUCUUCGCCGAGUCUCCGCCGAGCGUCCGUCGACCAUCCAACGGCUUUUCCAUGCCUCAUAGGCACUUUCUACAACCUUUUUUUGAGCCUCCACCUGCCUUACGCCCCGUAUCGGUCGAUUUUGUGUUGACCCGAAAAGUCGGGAUGCGCGAGGAAACUAUCAAAAUUUCUUGAUUGUACAUAGAGUAUAGCUUGCCUAAUCACUAUUUUCCUUUCAGUUCUUCCGCGUGGACAACACCACAAACACCUCUUCAGCUCGAACCUUCGGAGUGAGUCAGACCACCAGCAAAAAAGACCACGAGGUCUUCCUCGGUCGCCCCAACUACUACAAAGACGACGUCAGCACGAUGCACUAUCUGGUUAGUGGCGCCGGCUCUCGAACCGACUUCUCCAGCGAGAAUUGGGGCUCGAAUCCGACGGAGCCCAUCUACUACUACCCCAGAGAUCGCGACGAACCGCUGUGGAAGCGGAUUCUGCACGCGCCCGAGCUGGGCUACGGCUACGGUGGGUUCGUGCGGUUCGAGGUGCGCAACGACACCGCCGACAUGUAUUUCUACGUGAAAGAGUUGGAUAUGGAAUUCCUGGAUUACAUCAAUCGACGGCCCAAUGUCGCCGCCAUCAAGGAUUAG
Bursaphelenchus xylophilus (pine wood nematode) is the source of this 3661-nucleotide messenger RNA. The record is from the annotation of a GenBank genome assembly. Lineage: Eukaryota; Metazoa; Nematoda; Chromadorea; Rhabditida; Aphelenchoididae.